AUGUCUCAUCCUCUCAGCCUAUUUGCCAGACGAUAUCGGCCCUGCCGUCUUCCCUAUCGGCGAAGCUAUUCGGUGCGCAUCCCUGGUGACGACGGGCAGGGCCUUCGAGACGUCAAGACGGUGGCAGACCUGAAAGAAUGGCAGCCUGGACGCCUUGUCUCGGAUGUCCAGCUUUGCGGCUGGGUUAGAUCAGUUCGCAAAAGCUCUAGCGUGCGCUUCGUUGACAUCACAGACGGCUCAUCAAUGAGACCUGUGCAGGCCGUUGUGGACAAGAGCCUGGCCGCAGAUAUUCGCCCUGGUGCAGCCGUCCGCCUCACAGGCGUAUGGCAUAGUAGCUCCUCUUCCUCUAAACCAUCUCCCAGCGUAGAACCUCAAGGAGGCAAGCUUGCCCGUAGCUCAGUUGCAGGCCAGCCAAGUUCGAGUGAUGUGCAUGAGCAAGAGGCUGCUGCUCAUUCUGCUGGAGCAGACCAAGGCCCGGCACCGACUACAGCUGAGCUACGGGUCAGCGAGGUGGAAAUUCUCGGCUCGUCCGACCCUCAAACAUAUCCCAUUCAGAACAAAUAUCAAACGCCGGAGAGCCUGCGCGCAAUAUCGCAUCUCCGUCCGCGAACUCCCAUCAACUCAACACUCCUUCGACUGAGAUCGGAUGCCAUGGCCCUCCUAAGCCAAUUCUUUUUCCAAGAAAGAUUUCAGCAAACCCACCCGCCAAUCAUUACCUCAUCAGAUUGCGAGGGUGCCGGCGAAGCAUUUACCGUCAAGAACGGUGGAACAACCGAAUUCUUCAGAGACCCCAAGUAUCUCACUGUCUCAUCACAGCUGCAUUUGGAGGCUCUAGCUCAAGCGCUAGGGAAUGUUUGGACUCUAUCACCGACGUUCCGGGCCGAGAAGAGUGACACCUCUCGGCAUCUGAGCGAGUUUUAUAUGCUUGAGGCUGAAAUGAGCUUCGUUCAAGACAUGGAUGAGGUCAUGGACCUCGCCCAAAGAAUGUUGGCGUCGCUUGCCGGCGGACUCAAGCGGCUCAGUGCCGCCCAAGAACUCGAAAAGCAUCGGCUUGACUCCAGAGACCCGGCAGAACGCUUGGCAUUCGAAGACCUUGUAGAUCCCAAAGAGCUGCAGCAGCGAUGGAGGGGUCUGACGUCGCCGAAGAGAUGGCCACGAGUGACGUACACGGAGGCCAUCGAAAUCCUUCAGCCUGUAGCCCACAUGUUUGAACACAAGCCUGUAUGGGGUUCGGGACUCCAGUCGGAACAUGAAAAGUAUCUUGCUGAAAAAAUCGGAUACGACGAAGAGACCGACGCGUUUCUGCCCAUUUUUGUCACUCAAUACCCGCAGGAGAUCAAGGCCUUCUACAUGCUUCAGUCCGAGUCCCCGCCACCUCAGGGGCAGACUGUCGACUGCUUCGACCUCCUGGUCCCCAAUCUCGGAGAGCUUGCGGGAGGAUCCAUGAGGGAGCACCGGCUUGCCCAACUCGAGGACAGCAUGCGCCUUCAUGGUCUAGAGGUCCCGACACAGCGGAAAGCCAGAUCCAGCGACAUGGGGUGGUACCUAGAUCUGAGACGCUGGGGCUGUCCUCCCCAUGGAGGGUUCGGCCUUGGGUUUGAUCGCCUGCUGAGUUAUCUCACUGGUGUACCCAACGUGCGUGACGUGGUGCCAUUUCCGCGCCAUUUCGAGCGCUGCGAUUGCUAA
Trichoderma harzianum CBS 226.95 is the source of this 1686-nucleotide messenger RNA. RefSeq lists its product as hypothetical. Gene Ontology annotation, molecular function: ATP binding; nucleic acid binding; asparagine-tRNA ligase activity. The record is from RefSeq and is a predicted model, not a curated record. The transcript has 3 exons. Bases 1 to 1686 code for a protein of 561 amino acids. Gene Ontology annotation, cellular component: mitochondrion. NCBI's taxonomy places the organism in Eukaryota, Fungi, Ascomycota, Sordariomycetes, Hypocreales, Hypocreaceae. Gene Ontology annotation, biological process: asparaginyl-tRNA aminoacylation.